Messenger RNA from Hyla sarda, 5220 nucleotides. It is a transcript of the gene SLC26A2, whose product is annotated as solute carrier family 26 member 2. NCBI's taxonomy places the organism in Eukaryota, Metazoa, Chordata, Amphibia, Anura, Hylidae. The transcript has 4 exons. Gene Ontology annotation, biological process: transmembrane transport. The record is from RefSeq and is a predicted model, not a curated record. Gene Ontology annotation, molecular function: oxalate transmembrane transporter activity; chloride transmembrane transporter activity; bicarbonate transmembrane transporter activity. Gene Ontology annotation, cellular component: membrane. Bases 39 to 2300 code for a protein of 753 amino acids.
CAUUUGAUACGGUGCCACACAGAAGGUUGGUGCAUAAAAUGAGGAUGCUUGGACUGGGGGAAAAUGUGUGCAAGUGGUAUGAAUACACCCCAAUUAAAAUCAUGAAAACCAAGGCAAGUAAUUGGAUGUAUGGUAAGAUAAAUGAAAAAGAAAUCAGGAUGAAAACUGAGGAUAAUGGCAGCAAUAAAGCUAUUCACCGCAGCCCCCGGCCACCAGGGACAAUACAGUUGGAAGAAAAAGAAAAGAAAACAACCCCUCUACAAACUCGUUUAACUGAAAAGAUAACGAAAACCUGUAGCUGUUCCUCAAAAAAAGCCAAAGAUGCGCUGCUCAGUUUCCUGCCUGUGCUGAAAUGGCUUCCGAAAUACAAAGUAAAGGAAGACUUGCUGGGUGAUGCCAUGUCUGGCCUCAUAGUGGGUGUUCUGCUAGUUCCACAGUCAAUUGCUUAUUCGCUUUUGGCUGGACAGGAACCUAUCUAUGGCCUUUACACCUCGUUUUUCGCAUGCAUUAUAUAUUUUUUAAUGGGAACUUCUAAGCAUAUUCAUGUUGGAAUCUUCGGGGUGCUGUGCUUAAUGGUUGGUGAAGUUGUAGAUCGAGAGCUACAAGCUGCAGGUUAUGACAGAUUGGAUGACCAGGGAAGCCAUCUUUCAACAGUGGCUGGUAUUGUGACCAAUGAAACCCUCGAGGCCAAUCAGACUUCAAGAAUGACUUGUGAUAGAAGCUGCUAUGCAAUCACAGUAGGCGCUACCGUUACGUUUAUGGCCGGUGUUUAUCAGGUAGUAAUGGGAGUUCUACAAGUUGGCUUUGUUUCCGUGUACCUUUCUGAUGCACUUCUUAGUGGAUUUGCAACAGGUGCCUCGUUCACAAUCCUUACAUCACAAGUCAAAUAUCUUUUAGGUUUAACUUUACCACGUGCCAAUGGGAUUGGCUCUUCUAUUUACACAUGGAUUUAUCUCUUCCAGAAUAUUCACAAGACCAACAUUUGUGACCUUAUUACAAGCAUGUUGUGCCUCUUAGUCCUGGUUCCAGCCAAAGAGCUCAAUGAGUGCUAUAAAUCUAAACUUAAAGCUCCAAUCCCAAUUGAACUUUUUGUUGUAGUUGGUGCUACUCUUGCCUCUCACUUUGGCCAUCUCAAAGAAAAUUAUGGGUCCAGUAUAGCAGGAGAAAUUCCUACAGGAUUCCUAAUGCCAAAGCCACCAAAGUGGAGCCUAAUUCCCAGUAUAGCAUUGGGGGCAUUGUCCAUUGCGAUUAUAGGAUUUGCAAUCACUGUCUCACUCUCAGAGAUGUUUGGCAAGAAACACGGGUAUGAGGUAAAGGCCAACCAGGAAAUGUAUGCCAUUGGAUUCUGCAACAUCAUUCCUUCAUUUUUUUAUUGCUUUACCACAAGUGCUGCUCUUGCAAAAACACUAGUUAAAGAGUCUACCGGUUGCAAAACUCAAGUCUCAGGAGUCAUGACCUCGUUGGUCAUUCUGUUAGUCCUACUGGUAAUUGCUCCUCUCUUUUACUCUCUCCAAAAAUGUGUUUUGGGAGUUAUCACCAUAGUGAACUUGAGAGGUGCCCUCAGAAAAUUUUUAGAUCUUCCCAAAAUGUGGAAAGUCAAUAAAAUUGAUACAAGUAUCUGGUUGGUCACCAUGUUUUCUUCAGCAUUGAUUAGUACGGAGCUUGGACUAUUGAUUGGCAUUGCUUUUUCUAUGCUUUGUGUCAUUGUAAGAUCUCAGAAACCAGAGGUAACACUGCUAGGCAGAGUGGAAGCCUCGGAGAUAUAUGAAUCUGUGAGAGUAUAUAAAGACCUGAACACCAUGAAAGGGAUUAAAAUCUUUCGAUUCGAAGCCCCAGUCUACUAUGUGAAUAAGCAAUGCUUUAAGUCAGCCUUGUAUAAAAAUGUUGGUAUUGAUCCAGUAUUGGUCUCAUCGGCACAAAAGAAAGCAGCAAAGAAGAAAGAGAGGUUGCAAAAAGAAGAAGGCAUCACUGAAACAAGUCUUACCCCAAUAGACACUGUACAACAGCUCUACCAGGAACAAAUGCCCCUUCACUCUGUAAUCAUUGACUGUAGUGCCAUCCAUUUCAUUGACACAGCAGGGUUAAACACCUUGAAGGAAGUGUUGAAAGAUUAUGGUGACAUUGGUAUACGUCUUCUGUUGGCUCAGUGCAGCUCUUCUGUACGGCACUCCCUCAGGAAAGGUGACUAUUUUAAAAGGGAAGAAGGAACUAUGGUAUUUUAUAGUAUUCAUCAAGCUGUGCAGUUUGCACUGUAUGAGCAGGAGCAGGUAGAAGCUUUUAUGAACGGGUCAGUAGUCUAAAAUAUAUAGGUGAAUUUACACUAUAGGACUAUAUUGUUACAUGUGCACUACAGAAGUGUGCAGUCUGGAAUUGCACAUAUUCAUAAAUUUUUCUGAUGAAUACAAGACUAUACAAUAUAUUUUCAGACAAAGGGGCUGUCAAAUUUUUUGGAAGAUCAGAUCACAGAAGUAGCAGUAGCCACAUAGAGGAGGUAGUUACACUUAGCUGAAAAAUCAUUUUUAAACCUUUAUUGCUACACAAUUUUUCCGCUAUAUAUUAGUAUGCAUUUAGCUGAAUACUCAGGGCAAAGAACUAUCAGAUUAUUUUUUUUUCUAAAACAAAAUACUAUUUUUAUUCAAUUCUCAUGAUGCAAUUCUCUUACUGUUUUGAUAUAGACUAUUUUUCUACAGUCAGAAAUCAGAGAUAUUCUAUUUUAAUUACAUUUUAACUUUAGCAAAAUGAUUGCAAUAUGUAGAUUAAAAAGCACAAAUCAUUACAUAACAAAGUACAACAUUUUACCAGUAUCUGCAAAGAUGAAUUGUAGAAAUUGUAGUCACAGCCUGUGCCAUAUCCCUAUGGUGUAUUUCAAAGGGAAGGGCAAUGUAUCUGGCUAGUUGAAGAGUUAGGCUGGGUUCACACUUGAGAAGCUCCAGACAGAAAGCAUCUGUCGACUGAAGCAGACAGCACUAGGACCACACAGAUAUUGCUGUCCACAAAGAUGGCAAUGUCUGUGGAAUGGAUUCCGCCAGAAAAUUGAGCAGGUUCAAUGUUCUGGCUGAAUUUUUUGAUUGGAAUUUUCUUUCGGAAAUUCUGACCAGAAAAUUCUACAGUGUGAAUGGCUUGACAGAAAACCCAUUCUCCUGCAUGUUAAAGCAUACCCAUCAGAUACAAAAAAACAUUUUUAUGUGUCUAGCACCUUUAUUUAUUUUUUUAUUACACUUUUAAUUUAGCUCACUAGUCUGAAUUACUCUCAAAGGGAGGGGGGCGUGGCCUCACUGUGCAGGUCUCCGCCCCCUCCCUCAGUAUGCGGUCUGCUCACAUCUCCCUUAGCAUUAGCAAAACUACAACUCCCAGCUUGUCCUCACUGACAGUAGUGGGACACAAGCUGACAGUGGGAGGAUUUUUCCUCCAGCUAUGAGCCUUGUGCUCACAGCUGUCAAUCAAGGAAGUGUGUCCAUGACACCUGGACACAGCAGGACUAGUAUGUGUGCAAGCAGGCAGGGGGGGGGGCAGUUGUUUGACUUGUUUUCAGUAUGAAAUACUGAAAAUUUUCUAAUGAAAGCAAUUGCAAAACCUAUUGGUUAUACAUGCUUUACAACACAUCAAAAGUUUUUGUAUCUGAUAGUGCCCAUUUAAGCUUCAUGCAGUGGAAUUUCCAACCAAAAUUCCAGAGCUGAAUUCCAGUCGGAAAUUUCAUAUUGUGAACCCCGCCUAUUGGCCUAUUAAUCCCUUCUGGGUCCUACUCUGAGGUUACACACAAACAACUUAGAAAGAGGUAAGACUAGUUAUGCAUCCAAACACCAAUAAGAAAAAUGGAGUCACUUUAGAAAUUUAAUUAAAAGGUAAAUGUUUAUUUCAUUAAUUCAAACACCAGACCAUGUUAAAAAAGGACUAUUCAUACAUCACACACAAAGACGACAUAUCCGGAACCUGCAUUAUCAGUAAUUAACUGACUAACUAAUAACAGGAAGAAUGGCAAUCACAAUUAAUUACUGUCCAUAUAAUAAGCAGUGCAUCAGACCACAAUGGGAAAACCCUAUCUCAUACAGUACACCACACAGACAAUGCUGUAAUUAAAGUGUUAAAUGCCUAAGGCACUGACUAUAAGAUAAUAUGAGAUAUAAAUAAAUACUAAAAAUAGUUAUGCUAUACUGACCAAGAAAAGUGCAAUUGCAGCUAUGGUAAACGCAGGGACCGGGACAGCGUCACCCCAACACGCGUUUCGUGCCGGGAGUGACUCCUUUUUUCUUAUUGAUAUAUUGUAUACAAUAUAAGAGUUCACGGUAUACUUGCCACAUUUAUCUACAGGGAGCUACUAUAGCACUACUAGAAUAAUUAGGCAUAUACAAAAUUGUCUGGGUAACCUAUUCCCUGUUUUGGUGUGUUCUUUUGGUAAAUUAGUUAUACAUCCAUCACAUAAAAUAAUUUUUAAUAUUGUUACGGAUUCUCAAAAAGGUAGGAUUAUAUUCUCAUCAACCAGUGAUACAAGUAUACUCAUGUACAUAGUGUAAUAACAUAUUAUAUUAUAAAGAAUGUUAUUCUAAUAUUUACAAUGACAUUUUCAGAUUUAUUAAUUAUUAUUUAUAAAUUUCAAAUAAUUUAUUUUUAAAUUGCAAAAAGCUCAGUAAAUAAAUCUAGUCUGAUGAAGUUGUAGAUUAUAGAACAAGAGUGAUCUUAAAAACUGAUAUGUAACACUACUCCCCCUCUGUGCAAUGAUUCUCAGCUCUUCUCCUUAUGUGCCACAGGUGAAAUUACUUUUUUAUGUUAAUGUUGUUAUAAUAUUAUACCAUUCAUAGAUCAUUAAGUAGUCUCAUAUACAGAGGAUCAUACCCAUAACCUAUAAUAUAUACUCUGAUGUACUAGAAGCAGUAAAUGCAUUAGGGACAUUUCCCUGGAAAAGGGAACACUUAGAAAAAUAUGCCUGUUUACAGGCAUACUCUACUCCACACUAGGCCAACCGGUGCUUCAUGUGGCUGACAAUACCUGUGCACUCUAUAGAUAGAAGGUCCCUAUCCAUUUGUUCAGUAUGUAUUUCCUAGAAUGUCUCUUUAAAGGGAACUGCCAGCAGUUUUUAACUCCCCUUUAAAUUGCUAUCACAGUUAAACAGAUGCCAGAUAAACAAGUUUAAAUAUACCUAGGUUGGUGAUCAUAGUGCCUGCAUAACUGAGAAAAUUUAAGUUAGUCAUUAAAGGGGUUAUCCAAAUAUAGAAAAACAGAGCU